Cololabis saira (Pacific saury) is the source of this 964-nucleotide messenger RNA. RefSeq names its product Epstein-Barr virus induced 3 (gene ebi3). Gene Ontology annotation, biological process: cytokine-mediated signaling pathway. Gene Ontology annotation, molecular function: protein binding; cytokine receptor activity. The record is from RefSeq and is a predicted model, not a curated record. The transcript has 6 exons. Bases 5 to 736 code for a protein of 243 amino acids. NCBI's taxonomy places the organism in Eukaryota, Metazoa, Chordata, Actinopteri, Beloniformes, Belonidae. Gene Ontology annotation, cellular component: membrane; external side of plasma membrane.
ACUGAUGGCUGUGAGGUUUCAUAGCACAAGUGUCACUCUUGUGCUCCUCCUGUGUGUUUUGGGAAGCCAAGCGUUGGAGCUGCUGAGAGUGACUUCAACAUCAGGGGAUGCUCCGUCCACCGCCGCAGUGAAAUGCUGGUGUCCCUCCUACCCGAAUUUGACGGUUUGCUCCUGGCCCGAGCCCUCCCAGUCCGCUCCCAUGCACUACAUCGCCACGUACAGUGAGAGAAGCCAGCAGGCAAACAGCACUUCUUGCAGUCUCAUCAAAGCUGACUCACCCUCGUCUGAGUCUGAGCAGCUGUGGCGCUGUCACUUGCCCAACAUGAAACUUCUCACCGACUACAUCGUCAACGUCACAGCAGUUAGUUCCGGCAAAAGCAGCUCUCAUCUGACCAGUUUCAUGUUGGAGGAUAUCGUGAAACCAGAUCCUCCCGUAGAUGUUCGUGUUUUCCCUCACAGUAUCAGAAACUUGUCCGUGGAGUGGUCUCCUCCCCCGACGUGGGCAAGCCUGGACAUCUUCCCCCUCAAGUACCAGAUAGUCUACAAGUGGGAAAACAGGGGCAACCCACACUCUGUCAAGGUGGGUCCAUUUGAGAGCACCAGGGCUAAGCUGAAGGGGCUGCUCCCGGGGAGGGCGUACCAGUUCCAGGUCUGUGCCAAGGAGCUGCUGGAUCUGGGCCACUGCAGCGACUGGAGCGCUCCUGUAAAAGUCACCAUACCAAAGACAAAACCAUAGGGACUCCCACUCGCUGCCCUUCUUAAUGUGAUCAUAUCUUGCUAAGCUAGCUUCGAAGUAAAUCAGUGUUUUUCUGUUUUAUUUAUGUAUUUAUUUAUUCAUUUAUUUAUUUAUUUUGAAUAUCACACACAAUGCAAGUAUUUAAUUUAAUUAAGAAAUUCUGUGAUACAACCCUUUCAAUUUAAGUUCUUACUGUUAUUGUAUUGUAUUUUGUAUUUUUUCAGGACU